Molecule: messenger RNA, 2349 nt
Organism: Rattus rattus (black rat)
Lineage: Eukaryota; Metazoa; Chordata; Mammalia; Rodentia; Muridae
Gene: Nalf2
Product: family with sequence similarity 155 member B
Biological process (GO): calcium ion import across plasma membrane
Cellular component (GO): plasma membrane
Molecular function (GO): stretch-activated, monoatomic cation-selective, calcium channel activity
Source: RefSeq, a predicted model, not a curated record
AUGCAGCCCCCGAGGUAGAGCCUGGACGGCGCUGAGGAGCGCGGUGCGGUGCGCAGCCCGCCCUCCCGAGACGGCCGUCCGGCCUCGCGCCUGACUACUCCCUCCAGCCCGGACCCCCCUGAAAUAUGUUCAGGGGCGCUUGGAUGUGGCCCGGGAAAGACGCCGCCGCGCUGACUAUCUGCUGCUGCUGCUGCUGCUGGGCUCCCAGGCAGAGCGACAAACCUUGCGCCGAUUCGGAGCGGGCGCAGCGAUGGCGACUGUCCCUGGCGUCCCUGCUCUUCUUCACCGUGCUGCUCACUGACCAUCUGUGGCUGUGCGCGGGGGCCCGGCCCCGGGCCAGGGAGCUGAGCAGCGCCAUGCGGCCACCCUGGGGGGCCGGCCGCGAGCGGCAGCCGGUGCCCUCGUCGCGCGGUGCGUUGCUGCCACCGCCACUGCUGUCGCCCGGGGCGAGCCCAGCGCGUCCGGGCACCUGCGGCCCGCGAUACAGCAACCUGACCAAAGCCGCCCCCUGCAGCCGGCUCCGGGUCGAGUUCCGCGACGGCGUCCCAGAGCCCACCGGGCUGGACGCAGCUUGCACCAAAUUGGAAUCUUUGCAGAGACUUUUUGAACCGACCACCCCGGCUCCUCCUCUGCGGCCCCCUGACUCCCCUUCCCGUGCCCCGGAGUUCCCAUCCGCCAAAAAAAACUUGCUCAAAGGCCACUUUCGGAACUUCACUCUCUCCUUUUGUGACACCUACACACUCUGGGACUUGCUGCUUGGCAUGGACCGCCCCGACAGCCUGGACUGCAGUCUGGACACCCUGCUGGGGGAUCUACUGGCUGUAGUGGCCAGCCCGGGUUCCGGGACCUGGGAGGCAUGUAGCAACUGCAUAGAGGCAUACCAGCGACUGGACCGACAUGCUCAGGAAAAAUAUGACGAGUUCGACCUCGUGCUGCAUAAAUACUUACAGGCAGAAGAGUACUCUAUCCGGUCCUGCACGAAAGGCUGCAAGGCUGUCUACAAGGCCUGGCUGUGCUCAGAAUACUUCAGUGUGACCCAGCAGGAUUGCGAGCACUGGGUGCCCUGCAAGCAAUACUACCCGGAGGUGCAGACCAGUGCCCUUCUCCUCUGCAAUGAAAAUGAAUUGUGGGAGGCCCUCCCCUGGUUUAUCUGCACAGGGUUGAUUGAUACUUCACCAAAGCGGCCGGAAACCAAGUGCUGUGACGUGCAGUGGGUCUCCUGUGAGUCGGAGAAGAAGAAGUUCAAGGACUCUGAGCCCCCUAAAACCCACCACCAGCAAUUCCACCACUCCUAUUUCCACCACUACCACCAACAGUACCACCACUACCAUCCCCGCCAUGAACCCCCAAGCCGUGUCAGCAACAAGCCCUCCCUGCUGCCGGUCUCUGGGGGCUCCCGCCUCAGCCCCAGCAGGAUCCGGCUCUGUGUCCUUGUUCUUAUGCUCCUCCAUACCGUAGUGUCCUUCUCCAGCGGCCAGGGUGAUGGGGGACUGGGGCUGGAGACACUGCCUGCCCUAGAGGAGGGGCUGACACAGGAAGAGUGACGACAGGGAGGGAGGACAAACCUCCACCACGUACUGACAUCAGCCCCAGCCCUGUUCUAGGCUGGGGGAAGGAAGCACCCCCCACAGGAGGUGUAGUAUCAGGUGGGGGUGGGGGGAGAAAUGGGGGACCAGAUAUUGUCCCCAAUCCACCCCUGCCCUAAAAACAGCUCCAACAAAAUGGCCAGAGGGCCCCCAAGGAGCUGUAAAGCUCACCCAGGAGAAAAAGGUAGGAGCAGUAGGUGUCCCCUCACAAGCCCCACCUAUGGGGCUUAGUUAUAAAAAGGGGGGAGGGGCUGGAGUUGCCCACUCCUGCCAAGAGCCCUGACCCCAGGGAAGGAGGCUGCUUACCCAGCCUCAACCCUGCAGGGAAUGUUGGGGGGCACAGAGGGGAGUAGUUCUCCCCCCUCCACAUUCCUUCCGUUGCCAAGAUCCUUAAUUCCCUCCUGCCCAUAUCCCUACAGGUGACGGCAGACAGUGUGGUUGCCCUCCUGCCACUUCAGCGCACCCUGAGUGUGGAGCUGUCACAGGAUGAGGCACACAGUGUGACAGCUAGGAAGGUGCCCCAGUUAGGCUGCCCCACCACCACCCUAGGCAAUGAGGGAUUGCAACUGGAUAUGGAAUGAGUGGUAAAAGAGAAGAAAGAUAAGGAAGGGAAGAAGAAAGGGGAGAGGUGGACAGAAAGCCCCAAGAGAUGGCUAGACUGAUGAUACCUGGCCUUUGGGAGGUGGGUGAUUAGUAUUGAGGCAGGUUCAAGAGCGGCCUCCAAAAUCAGAAGGAGGUGCAUAAAGAGAUCCCUGGGGAAAGA